AUGAAGCAGCCGUCUGCAUUCCUCCUUCUCUUCAUCUCGGAGGAGGUGAACAAUCUGUGUAUCGACUCCUGUGUGAGUUUACUCUUUAAUCCUGUUACUGUCCCUUGGCAUACCUUCUGUCAGUCAUGUUUAGCUCGUCUUUUUGACCACUCCCUUUUUGUCCUGUUUGUCCACUUCCUGGAAUGCCCUUCUCCUCUGCAUAUUUAUGAACCUCGUUAUCGUCUAAUGAUACGACGAUGUAUUGAAAGUAACAGCAGACGUUUUGGUAUGUGCUUGCCAAGUAAUGAUUUAGGGGUAAGUCAUGUGACUUGCUAUUGAGAUAAUGUGACAGGUCAUGUGAUAUUUCACAGGUCUGACUACAGUGAUUAUGGCAGUGUACUUUUUAUAAGCUCAUUAGAGCAUACUCCAGAUGGGCGGAGCCUAGUCACCACAGUUUGCCUCAUUGAGAUCUCUCCAGGAUGA
This is a messenger RNA of Gigantopelta aegis, 462 nucleotides long. RefSeq names its product LON peptidase N-terminal domain and RING finger protein 3-like. NCBI's taxonomy places the organism in Eukaryota, Metazoa, Mollusca, Gastropoda, Neomphalida, Peltospiridae. The record is from RefSeq and is a predicted model, not a curated record.